Messenger RNA from Zingiber officinale, 1004 nucleotides. RefSeq names its product proteasome subunit beta type-3. The coding region runs from base 141 to 755 and encodes 204 amino acids. The record is from RefSeq and is a predicted model, not a curated record. Gene Ontology annotation, cellular component: proteasome core complex, beta-subunit complex; proteasome core complex. Gene Ontology annotation, biological process: proteasome-mediated ubiquitin-dependent protein catabolic process. The transcript has 7 exons. Lineage: Eukaryota; Viridiplantae; Streptophyta; Magnoliopsida; Zingiberales; Zingiberaceae.
AUCUUUUGUUGGAGAUUCGGGUGGAUUGCUCCCCAAGUCAGAGUAUUCCCCAAGUCACUUUUCUCUCUCUAAUACCUCUCCGUCUCUCGAUCCUCUACCAGAUCGGCUUCGACCUUUUCGCCUUGCUUGCUCGCUCGCCGAUGUCGAUCUUCGAGUACAAUGGGAGCGCCGUGGUGGCGAUGGUUGGGAAGAAUUGCUUCGCUAUCGCCAGCGAUCGCCGCCUCGGAGUCAACCUUCAGACUAUCGCCACGGACUUCCAGAGGAUCUACAAGAUCCACGACAAGCUCUACAUCGGCCUCUCUGGCCUCGCCACCGAUGCACAAACCCUGUACCAACGCUUGGUCUUCAGGCACAAGCUAUAUCAGCUGAGGGAAGAGAGGGAUAUGAAGCCAGAAACCUUUGCAAGCCUUGUUUCCGCUUUGCUGUAUGAGAAAAGAUUUGGUCCAUACUUCUGUCAGCCUGUUAUUGCUGGACUGGAUGAUGAUGAUGUUCCAUUCAUUUGUACAAUGGAUUGCCUUGGUGCUAAGGAACUUGCCAAAGACUUUGUAGUUUCUGGUACAGCCUCAGAGUCUCUUUAUGGUGUAUGUGAAUCCAUGUACAAGCCCAAUAUGGAAUCUGAAGAAUUAUUUGAGACUAUCUCACAGGCUCUAUUAUCUUCUGUGGAUCGUGACUGUUUGAGUGGCUGGGGAGGGCAUGUCCUUCUUGUGACCCCGACUGAAGUAGUGGAAAGAACCUUGAAGGGAAGGAUGGACUAAGUUUGAAGAGAGAGCUACAAAAUUCUCAUCUCCCUUGAAGCUUCCAAUGUGCUGUUAGUUCAGGAAUCCAAUCCAUGCCUAUGAUUUUAUUUCUGCUUCUAUUUAGAGUUUGUGAAACUGAAAACGAGGCCUCCUGAUUUGGUUUCCAUUAUAAUUUAGCUUUAAAACGAUGGUAACUUUUUACGUUUGACACUUGAUGAUGUUCGUUUGGUUUAAGGUUACAAUUUACUAGUCUUGUCCCUUGUACAA